AUGAACCCGCCGAAAGUGGCGUCCAUAGUCACCGUGGCCGUUUUGCUGCUUCUGCUUCUCAACGCCAUGCUCAAGUACUAUACCUACUUUCUGCUCAUAGUGGCUGCUCAUAAGGAUGAGCCCACCCUGGACUCUGAGGUUCCUCACCCUCAUGAUCUAUACGUGCCUUUUCUCACGUUUAUUCCUACUCGUCUGCCCGUGGCGCUUCGGCCCUGGGUACUUCUUACAGCAUCGUUCAUUGAGGAAAGCUUCAUAGGUCUUGCCUUGGCCGCAGCUUCUAUAUUCUAUUUGGGCUGGUACUUGGAAGCCCGUUGGGGCGCUAGGGCAUUUGCAAAGUUUGUUCUUAUAGCUGUUCUUGCAUGCAACAUGGCCCUUUACUUCUGGUACGCCACCAAAAACGCUUUUGGCCAGCUGUCCUCGGUGCCUCCUGUGGUGUCUUCCACGACGCCAAUUGUCAUGGCCUGCUUGGUUGCCGUCAAGCAGAGAAUUGCAAAUCACUACAUCAUUUUAUACAAAAACUUGUUGCGGAUCAAGGUGACGUUCGUGCCUUUCAGCUGGUACGUUCUCUUGGUGUUGGCCGGUCUCAUUUGGCCAGACUGGCAUAUCUUGCAUUGUGAGGCAUUGGCCGCCUUCGCCAUCUCUUGGACUUACUUGCGCUUUUUCAAAGAUGGCGCCAACGAACGCCAGUCCUACUUGAUUCCGUUUUCUAUAAAAACUCCGCAUGUGGAGGCUCCCCUGGCCUCCCCAACCAACCUCAAGUUCGACGAGAACCUACCGAAGGGAGACAGAUCCGACCUGUUUGCGCUCUCGACAUUCUUCCCCAGCUACCUUGGUCUCUUGGUUAAAAAGCUCAGUGACACUGUGUUUAACUUUGCCGUGCGCCAGGGUUUGCUCAAUGCCAAAGACUUUGUUGGUCACGACGAGGACGACGAGCCUCAUGUCGGUGGUAUGAACUCCAAGCUCUUUAGUUUAUCCCGUCUCAAAGGCGCAGAGAAUGUCGGUAUGGUGCCUGCUGGUGACAGAUUUAAAAGCUUCUUUGGCAUGAAUCCUCAGGACGAGUCCAGCGACAGCAUCAAGUUGUCAAUGGACAAGAGAAGAAAACUUGCCAUUCGGCAAUUGGAAUAG
Messenger RNA from Candidozyma duobushaemuli, 1125 nucleotides. RefSeq lists its product as uncharacterized. Gene Ontology annotation, cellular component: membrane; Golgi apparatus. The transcript has a single exon. The record is from RefSeq and is a predicted model, not a curated record. The coding region runs from base 1 to 1125 and encodes 374 amino acids. Gene Ontology annotation, biological process: retrograde vesicle-mediated transport, Golgi to endoplasmic reticulum. NCBI's taxonomy places the organism in Eukaryota, Fungi, Ascomycota, Pichiomycetes, Serinales, Metschnikowiaceae.